ACCGCGAGACAAAACUCGAGGAGAGUUGGACAGCGGCAAUCGCCGCGUAUAGAUCGAAUUCGUACCACUUAAAACCGCGCGAUCGAACAAAGAAUAUUGCGUAACGCGAGCGUAAUUACGCUUGAUGAUUAAAUGCUAGUGCUAGUGUGCCAUAUUUGGAUUAGCUGCCAAUCGAGGCUGUACGAGCUGCCGUAGAUGCUGGUGUAAGACCUGCCAGGCCCGCUCAAGGAAUGCUACCUCCUCCUUAAGAUAGCGGUAAACUAACUGACAGAGGACCGGGACACCAAAGACGAGUCCAGCCAAGGCAAAAACCCUGAGGACCAUAGAGAUCCAUCAACAGGUAGCUGCAGCAUCGCCAUGAACAAAAUUGAAAAGCUCAUAGAGCAGUUAGAGGAGGCGCAUAACCGACGCGAAGAACUGGAAGAUAGAGCCUAUCGGUUUCAAGAAGUGCUAGAAAGGGAACUGGAGGUUGAACUGUUCACCAUACGGCAGCUCAAACGCUCUCUCAAAUAUGUCCGACGGUAUAUGCAACAGUACGACGAAACAGUCGAAGAUCCAGUUCCAGGACCAAGUCGACCAGUCGACACGGAAGGGAACUACCAGGAAGCGGUAACAACAGGUUCACCAAACAACAGUGAGGAUGAACACUCUAUCGAAUCACAAUCAGAUAAGUCCGAAACAACGGGGGCUACUACCCAAGGGGCUACUACCCAAGGACAAACCAACAGGGGCGAAGAAACCAGCGGUCACAACGACUACAGGUCGCUCCACAACAAAGACCCUCCACAGCAAACAACUAAUACAACAACGGGGACAAUAACACACCAACAUACAACCGAACAGGCAAGUCGCGACGAUUCAACUGCCGAAGAAAACAUCCACCAUACGGGCAGUUGCGAUGUAUCUGCCGACUCGAAGGAAAAUCGUCUCAUUUCGGUUCAAACACAAGAUCCUCCGGAGCAAACAACUGAUAAAGCAACGGAGGCUCUAAUACAGCAGGACGACUACGAUUCAUCUGCUGAGCUACACCUACAGGCGAAACGACCCCGAGAGCAACUGUAGACAUUCGACAGGAAUAUGCCAACUUUUUAUAAAGCAAGAUGCUUUUUUUUGUUUUUGUUAUAACGGAGGCAAUGUGUCCCGAGUUAUAUUUUAGUUUAUAACCCUAUUAACGGAGGCAGUGUGACUACACGGUUGCCUAGCUUCCUUUUUUUAAGGCCGUAAUAAAAUAUAAAAGGCCUCAUACACAUAUAUACAAGUAUCCUAUGUGAUACUUACUUAGUUUAAGACUAGCAUAGGUUAGUUUGUAAGAUACUCGUCACGGUAAAAACGAGAAGGCGUCUCACAGCACUUACGCCUUCAAAGAAACAAUAUGGGUGGGUCAAAUCUACUCGUAAAAACAGGGAUGGGUACACAAAACCACAUACAUAUAAAAAACCUAACCCCACCAACCGAUAUUGCAUCGAUAAUUGGAUAACUGGAACACAAGUCGAACCUGACUGUGUUAAAGACAGGGCAAGCAAUCCUGAUCAUUCAGGUAAAAAGAACAAUUAUUUUCAAUAAUAAAUUUUCAUUUUUUAACUGUCCAGUUUAUAUGAUUCUGCAGUUCAUUGUAUCCCUAUAAUUCGAACAAACCUGUAAAUCCCAGUCGGUUGUGCAUUUUUACAGUUAAAUAAACAAAUUUCCAUUGUCUG
This is a messenger RNA of Harpegnathos saltator (Jerdon's jumping ant), 1694 nucleotides long. RefSeq lists its product as uncharacterized. The record is from RefSeq and is a predicted model, not a curated record. Bases 358 to 1062 code for a protein of 234 amino acids. The transcript has 2 exons. NCBI's taxonomy places the organism in Eukaryota, Metazoa, Arthropoda, Insecta, Hymenoptera, Formicidae.